Molecule: messenger RNA, 1158 nt
Organism: Orycteropus afer afer
Lineage: Eukaryota; Metazoa; Chordata; Mammalia; Tubulidentata; Orycteropodidae
Gene: GFOD2
Product: glucose-fructose oxidoreductase domain containing 2
Biological process (GO): extracellular matrix organization
Cellular component (GO): extracellular matrix
Molecular function (GO): nucleotide binding
Source: RefSeq, a predicted model, not a curated record
AUGAAGAUGCUCCCAGGAGUGGGCGUGUUUGGGACCGGCAGUUCCGCCAGGGUUCUGGUGCCGCUACUGAGGGCAGAAGGGUUCACUGUCGAGGCCCUGUGGGGGAAGACAGAGGAGGAGGCAAAGCAGCUUGCUGAGGAGAUGAACAUCACAUUUUACACCAGCCGGACCGACGACGUCUUACUGCAUCAAGACGUGGAUCUCGUCUGCAUCAACAUCCCCCCUCCACUUACCCGGCAAAUAUCUGUGAAGGCUCUAGGUAUUGGGAAGAAUGUGGUGUGUGAGAAGGCAGCAACCUCAGGGGAUGCCUUCCGGAUGGUGACGGCCUCGCGCUAUUACCCACAGCUGAUGAGCCUGGUGGGGAACGUGCUGCGCUUCCUGCCUGCAUUCGUGCGCAUGAAGCAGCUGAUUGCCGAGCACUAUGUGGGUGCAGUGAUGAUAUGCGACGCCCGCAUCUACUCAGGCAGCCUGCUCAGCCCCAACUAUGGCUGGAUCUGUGAUGAGCUCAUGGGUGGCGGGGGCCUGCACACCAUGGGCACCUAUAUUGUGGACCUUCUGACCCACCUGACUGGCCGGAGAGCUGAGAAGGUACAUGGGCUGCUCAAGACCUUCGUGAGGCAGAAUGCAGCCAUCCGUGGCAUCCGGCACGUCACCAGCGAUGACUUCUGCUUCUUCCAAAUGCUCAUGGGUGGGGGGGUAUGCAGCACAGUGACUCUCAACUUCAACAUGCCAGGUGCCUUUGUGCACGAGGUCAUGGUGGUGGGCUCUGCAGGACGCCUGGUUGCUCGGGGGGCUGACCUAUAUGGACAGAAGAACUCUGCCACACAAGAGGAGCUGCUACUGAGAGACUCGCUGGCUGUGGAUGUAGGGCUGCCUGAGCACGGACCACAGGAUGUGCCACUGCUCUACCUGAAGGGCAUGGUGUACAUGGUGCAGGCCUUGCGCCAGUCCUUCCAGGGACAGGGUGACCGCCGCACCUGGGAUCGCACCCCCGUCGCCAUGGCCGCCUCAUUUGAGGACGGGCUGUACAUGCAGAGUGUGGUGGAUGCCAUCAAAAGGUCGAGCCGAUCUGGGGAGUGGGAGGCUGUGGAGGUGCUGACAGAGGAGGCCGAUGCUAACCAGAAUCUAUCCGAGGUGCUCCAGCGAAAUAACUUGUGA